GGGCGGUAUCGAUAACCUAAUCACUUUCUAUCGAUAAAAUGGAGAAAAGCCGUUGCCUGCACAGUCCAAUCUAGUCCCAGGAGAGAAGCCCCCCAGUGUCUAAAUUUCUAUUUGCUAAUUUUGGAAAUUUUGAAUUUUCCUUGUCUCUCCGUUUGAUCUUAAUUGCAGGAAGAUCAAGAAUCUACUUCCAUUCGCCUCGUAAGGCUGACAACCUGCACUUUACCCGUUAUCUGCUGUUCCGCCCCGCCGCCCUCACCUUCCUCGACCCUCGCUACCCCACACCUACCUAGUCGUAAUCCAACCGGUCGUGAGGGAAACAUUCCUUCUCUACUGCACCAUUCCCCCGUUUCCAUGGACGACACCGUUGGGACUCCUCUGUCCGAUGUCUCCGCGGCGCCCUCGAUUGACUCUCUCGAGGGGGCCGGACUACCGCCGCAGCCAAGCCGAGUCACUUCAUCAGGAUCGUUCGAUAGUCUUCCAAGACACCGCCAACGAAAUCCCCGAGCUCGGCGUCCGGUGAAGGAAACGCUGGACGCCCGCUCCGAAUAUAGGACGAGCCAAGACGACGGCACGGCAGAGCAUCGUAUCAACCAAUAUAUCAUCAAGCAGGAGAUUGGCCGAGGGUCAUUUGGCGCCGUCCACUUGGCUGCUGAUCAAUAUGGUAAUGAAUAUGCAGUGAAAGAGUUCUCCAAAUCGCGCCUCAGAAAGCGUGCACAAUCACACCUAUUACGGCGACCGCGUGGACCUCGACGACCCGGUACCGGAUUCAAUUCGCCCUUACAUCGCCAUCCAUCUCAAGACGACGAUGAAAACGCCAAAAAUCCGCUCUACUUGAUCAAGGAGGAAAUUGCCAUCAUGAAGAAGCUGAAUCACAACAAUCUGGUCUCGCUUAUCGAGGUGCUGGAUGAUCCAACUGAAGAUUCACUUUACAUGGUCAUGGAGAUGUGCAAGAAAGGUGUGGUCAUGAAGGUUGGCUUGGAAGAACGAGCCGAUCCCUAUGAUGACGAGCACUGCCGCUGCUGGUUUCGUGAUCUGAUUUUGGGAAUUGAGUACCUUCAUGCACAGGGGAUCGUCCAUCGAGACAUCAAGCCUGACAAUUGUCUUGUGACCAAUGACGACGUGCUGAAAGUGGUUGACUUUGGUGUUUCGGAGAUGUUUGAAAAGGACUCUGAUAUGUUCACUGCCAAGUCAGCGGGAUCUCCGGCUUUCCUCCCGCCCGAGCUCUGUGUAGUGAAGCAUGGUGAUGUAUCUGGCAAAGCAACGGAUAUUUGGUCGAUGGGAGUCACCCUAUAUUGUCUGAGAUACGGCAAGCUUCCAUUCGAGAAGCAGAGUAUAUUCGAGCUAUACGAAAGCAUUCGGACCGACACUGUGGACUUUGAGGACGAGCAGGAUGAUAUGUUUAAGGAUAUGAUGACUCGUAUUCUGGAAAAGGACCCGGCGAAGCGUAUUAAGAUGCGGGAUUUGAGGGAACACCCUUGGGUGACGGCAAACGGGGCUGAUCCUCUGCUAUCCUAUGAAGACAACACGGCACAGCUCAUCGAGCCACCCACGGAGGAGGAGAUGAACCUAGCUAUCACCAAGAACCUGGGUCAUUUGAUAACAGUUAUGAAAGCAGUGAAAGGCUUCAAGCGGUUAGUGGAUCCGUCUAAAGCAGGGUCAGCCUUACAAAGUAUCUUGGGUAGUGAGCACGAUGCUCACUUUGUUGCGCCACCUAUGGAAAUGGAUGAGAGUGAUGAUUUCCCAACCGUUGGGCUGGAUCCCAACGCCGACCGCGCUGGUCGUCAUGGCUUCACUGGUGGUAUCAAGAGGGCCUUUGGGCGGCACCCUAAGCUAGCAAGGUUACAUGGUCGAGAUGAAACAAGCACAGAGAGACCUUCGGAGGGAACUCCAUUGAGCGGUGCGUCUGGUGCAGAGGAUAGUACAGCCAGCAGCGGACGAUCUAGAGGCGCCUUUGAACCUCCAGGGCGAAAAGACUCGGGCUCAAUACGGAGUGGGAGAUCCAUUGGGAAAGCGGAUGUGACUAGGAUUCAUUCUCAGUCGGCAUCGCCUCAUCCCGCACUCUCACGAGCUAGCUCUUCAACCACCAAACGCAGUGUCGAGGGAACGAGAGGCCAUGCACGAGAUCCGCUUGAAGAAGACUUCCCUUAUCUCUUCAUUGGCCCUUCGACCUACACUGGCACGUCACCUCAGGAACCCAGCGGGUUCAAUAUUGGCAAUGAUCUGAUUCAGCCCAUCUUCGCCGAGCCUGACAGCACCGAGGAUGGAAUUGAUCCUGCCUUGGAUACAGCCAUGUCAGAUGAGCCGAUGCUGAUCGUCAGUGAAUCCCCCGGUGCAGCAGAAUUUGACAUUUACGAGACGGCGUACCGCAACGAACUUGAGCGCAUCGAGGCUAAAACCUCCACCUUCCCUGGCGCCGGCGUCAGCCCCAAGGUGUAUCUUACACGUCGUGUUGAGGGCAAGCACGAGGUGAUGAAAUUUGUCAAAGAUAAGGCUCUCGAUGUGCAAAUCGGUAUGAAAACACCCAUUGCGUCGGCUGGCAGGUCCGCGUCGGCGUUUGGGGCGGCAGUGAGUUUGUUACGGAAUCAAAUGGAGCAGCAGAAGGAGGCCGACCAGAGGGAAAUGGAUGCUCCAGCGGUGGAGGGGUCGAAUCCGGGGCAAGAUACUAUGGAAAAUCAGCAGAGUCCUUCCCGUGAGCGCAGGCAAUCCCAUCCGCCCUCCUCAUCACUGUCGUCACAGUCCAUUCCUGGUCCCGAAGCAUCGCCCUUGGAGGCAACUGGCGUUCCAGCUUCGGGCUCAAACGCCAGUGCAGAAGACUCAACCACGCAGCUGCGUCGCCUUCUCGCUCGUGUUCGUGACAAGACUGAAGAGUAACCCGAGAUUUGCCUUGUUAGAGGGAAAGGCAGAACUUUCAUGUAAAUAGAGGAGGGUGUCAGUCGUAACAGACCGGUUGGCGAGAGGAUAUAUACGAAUAGCAAACAACACUACCUCACACUCCCCUUUCUAUAAUAGACAACAAUAUAGUUGACUAGCAUUCCCCUUUCCUUCCUCAAAUCGAUGACUCCAGAGCUUUCAUCCCCUU
Penicillium brasilianum is the source of this 3079-nucleotide messenger RNA. The record is from the annotation of a GenBank genome assembly. Lineage: Eukaryota; Fungi; Ascomycota; Eurotiomycetes; Eurotiales; Aspergillaceae.